Molecule: messenger RNA, 2873 nt
Organism: Dermacentor albipictus
Lineage: Eukaryota; Metazoa; Arthropoda; Arachnida; Ixodida; Ixodidae
Product: ras association domain-containing protein 10
Biological process (GO): signal transduction
Source: RefSeq, a predicted model, not a curated record
CCUCCCUUAAUCAGGUAUAGUUCUAACGUCACGUUCAGACAUCUUCGUCGACUCGGAAACGCAACACUGCACCUUUUUCCUUAGAGAGGGGGAGUAUAAGAGCGAUAGGGGGACCUUCUUUCCGACACUUAUUAAAAUCCCCCACCGGAUGCUCGUCUCUGCGUCUUCAACGAAAGGUGGACGAGGGGAAGUUGGUCGGGUGGCGGAGGGAAAUCCCGUCGCCGUGCGGUCUCGCGUCAUAAGAAACGUCUACAAGCUGGCGAUGGCCGCGCUUCGCUGCUGACUAGCCGUGCGGCAGGUUCACUCGCUCGCUGCGAAGUGCUGGUGCGUGAGCCCCCACGAGGCGAGCAACACCGCUCUCGCUGUUGCCUCUGAGGGGGCUUCCAAUGGGAGACCGCCCUCGACGUCGACGACGCAACCUGGCUUCCCUUCCCUCCUCUCGCCGUUCCCCUCGCUCGUGGGUCGCCCGGGGACUCUCGGAACAGCUUAUUCACGUCGGACAAGAUUUCCGUUCGGCGGCCUCCGCCUGUUUCAGAAUCGCGGCGGGAGGGCCGACUGCCGCGGACAAGCACUUUCGGCACAGUUGCGCUCCGAACAACCAGAUCGGCGGCCGGUCCGCGCGCCGCUCUGUCGUGCGGGACUUGCUCGUGCUGGCUUCGCUGGUGGUGUGCUGGUGGGCUGCUCGCGUAUCGCACCUCUCCCCCUUGCCACCCUUUUGAGUGUUGGGGCCCUUCUGCUGUGAUGCGCCGGUUCUUUGGAGGAUACUGCCACCGCGUCGUCGCUAGCAGACGACGACCGUGUGUGUGUGUUCGCUGCCGUUGACGUCUUCUGCUUCAUCGGUUGCUGCAGCGCGACGUCAGCUUUGUUGCUUUCUUUUUUUUUUCCCCCGUUCCGUGAUAUUUUCCUGUGCUGGAAAAAAUGAGUGCGCCGGAGCUCUUGACUACGUUCUUCGACAACGCCGUUGACACCUGAAAGUUUCACCUGAAAGAACCGUUUCCGUACGAAGACGGCACGUCCUUUCCAAGGACCCCCCGGUGGCUGUGCGACGAAGCAGGAGGAGCGGGUAGCCCUAUGCGCCGCCGUCAUGGGAGCCGAGAUCCCCGUCUGGGUGGGCGGUGUCCAGAAGUGGGUCACCGGCGUCGGCCGCAGGACCACGUGCGAAGAAGUGGUGCGCGCUCUGCUCGCCUCGAGCCGAUCGUCCCGAAAGUCCGGAAUCCAGGCGGUCUACCACGGCGGUGACCCGCUGCAGUACGCGCUGGUCGAGGUCUGCCCGAGGGGCAUCGAGCGCCGACUCGAGGGCGACUCGCGCAUUCUCAAGCUGUGGAACAGCGAGGACGACGUCAGGCUGAGCCUACGACGCAUCCGCUGCUGGUCCUCGACCACGUCUUCGCCCACAUCGGACUCGUGCGUCGCCGAGCCGCCGCGGCACCAUCACAGGCGCCGCCAUCACCACCACGGCCACCAUCGGAGAGGUCAGGCAUCCGGCGGCUCGAGUUCGACGACCACGACGUCGUCGAGCGCCUCCCCGCGCCUGCUUCGCACGGUGCACCCGCGGAAGCUUUCAGCCAGCGCCGGGUUGCUCUCCUCGUCCCAGAAUCAGCGCGGGGGCCAACAGGAGCACGCCGUCCUGCAGAGCGAAGAGCUUGCCGAGCUGGUGAAGCGGGUGAUCUGCCAGAGCGAGACCCUGGAGCGCCAGGCGGCGCUGCUGGCGAGCCGAGACGCCGAGAUCGAGCACCACGAGGCCAAGAUGCACGCGAUGCGAGUGAGACAGAUGGGGCCCGACUACAUGCUGGACGGUUACCGACCGGAGGCCUGCGAAGAGGAGUCCCUGCAGACGUACCAGGCCACGCUCGAGGCGUACGACCGCGUCCUCCAGCUGUGCCGCCGCAUCACCGCCGAAGAGGAGAAGGUACAGAGGCUCAGCGCCGAGCUGCGUCAGUGCACCUGGCAGCAGGAAGAGGAGAGGAGGCGGUCCCAGGAGCAACUGAAUGCGGCCAGAGAAGAGCAGGAGAGGAUGGAGGAGCUGUCACGAUCGCAGGAGGAAGCGCUUGAACGAAAUGAGCGCGCGCUGAGGGACUUGGAUCACGUGCUGGAAGACAAGAGAAAUAUGGCGGUGCAGCUGGAAGAACAGCUGAGGGUCGUGGAGCGGGAGGAGGGAGAGAUACUGGUCAGAAGGUGCCGACCCGUCGAGCCCCCGGCGCCGCCGAGGCCGGGUGUCAUGCUGUCGGUGACUGCGCCGGUGCCUGUCGCAGCCGCUGCGUCGUCUUCAGUGACGUCCUCCGCUCGCUGCUGUCUUGAUGCGCAGGACUCGAGCUCAGACACAGGCGUCAGCUCCAUGUACAGUUUCGAGGAGGUCAGCCACGUCUUGGACACACUGGUGUGACAUGAAGGCAGUGUGCAACAACUGUGCUUAUAGUUUCCUUUCUUUUUUUUCUGCACUGCAACGGAAACAAGGCGUUCAUGUUAUUCUUUAGGGUCGUUAGUUUGUCUUUAAAAGCGGACUUCUCAGUGAAACCCGUAAGCUGUUAGCCCCUACCUACUGUUUCACUUAGUCAUUAAUCUAAUCUGUUCAGCAGCAGCAUAUAAGCGAUUCAUUUCGAGGUAUUUUUGUGCGUCCUUUUUACUACCUUGCUUAGUUUAUCCGUGGCCACUUCUGUAAAGCUAGCUAAUAGGUAAUGAUCAGGAACAUAGGAAGUGGCCUGUAUACUCAUAAUAUGUAUGUUUGUAAGGGCUGUCGUCUCCUAAGAAAAAGUCUAGUUUAUUCACCAAAUCAAUGCUCAAUGCCUGUACCUGUUGGACCCAUAGAAUAACAUGAAAUUUGUUCUCGCGUCACUUUGUGCUCACACGUGACCGCUGUCGUUUGAGUUAUCACU